Molecule: messenger RNA, 1980 nt
Organism: Mandrillus leucophaeus (drill)
Lineage: Eukaryota; Metazoa; Chordata; Mammalia; Primates; Cercopithecidae
Product: protocadherin alpha-5-like
Exons: 4
Coding region: 199-1980 (593 amino acids)
Biological process (GO): homophilic cell-cell adhesion
Cellular component (GO): plasma membrane
Molecular function (GO): calcium ion binding
Source: RefSeq, a predicted model, not a curated record
UUUCUCCCUUCCCAACCUCAAAGGAGUACAGUGAGUACAUUUUCCUUAGACAGAAAGGAAAAGAACCUUCCAUUUUUGGCUCUGCCAAGAAGCUCAAAAAGGUGAUAAUAUAAAAAUAUAUAGCUAAUUGGGAAUUGAAUGUACAAAAUACAUUGUGUGGUGAUGCAAUAGAGAGCUGAUAAUCGGAAGGAGAUUGAGAUGGUAUAUUCCCGGAGAGAAAGUCCGGGAUCCCGGCUCCUGCUGCUGUGGCUUCUCCUCGUCUACUGGAAGGCAGGGAGCGGCCAGCUCCACUACUCGAUCCCGGAGGAAGCCAAACACGGAACCUUCGUUGGCCGCAUCGCGCAGGACCUGGGGCUGGAGCUGGCAGAGCUGGUGCCGCGCCUGUUCCGGGUGGCGUCCAAGGGCCGCAGGGACCUUCUGGAGGUAAAUCUGCGGAAUGGCAUUUUGUUUGUGAAUUCUCGGAUCGACCGCGAGGAGCUGUGCCGGCGGAGCGCGGAGUGCAGCAUCCACCUGGAGGUGAUCGUGGACAGGCCGCUGCAGGUUUUCCAUGUGGAGGUGGCAGUGAAGGACAUUAAUGACAAUCCGCCCAGGUUCUCCAGACAAGAACAAAGAUUAUUCAUUUUAGAGUCAAGAAUGCCAGAUUCGCGGUUUCCGGUAGAGGGCGCGUCGGAUUUGGAUAUCGGAGCAAACGCACAAUUGAGAUACAGGUUAAAUCCUAACGAAUAUUUUGACUUAGAUGUUAAAACAAAUGAAGAAGAAACGCACUUUUUAGAGCUAGUUUUGAGGAAAUCCUUAGAUAGAGAAGAAACACAAGAACAUCGUUUAUUAGUGAUCGCAACUGAUGGAGGACAACCCGAACUAACAGGUACAGUUCAGUUGUUGAUCAAUGUAUUGGAUGCUAAUGAUAACGCCCCAGAAUUUGAUAAAUCCAUUUAUAAUGUCAGAUUGUUGGAAAAUGCACCGAGUGGGACAUUAGUUAUUAAACUGAAUGCCUCAGAUGCAGAUGAGGGCAUCAAUAAAGACAUAGGGUAUUUCUUUAGUAAUUUUGUUCUUGACGAUGUAAAGUCCAAAUUUAUAAUUAAUUCUAAUACUGGUGAAAUAAAAGUUAAGGGGGAACUGGAUUAUGAAGUCUGUAACUCAUAUGAAAUUAAUAUUGAUGCCAUGGAUAAAAGUGCAUUCCCAUUAACAGGACACUGUAAAGUAGUAGUGAAACUCCUGGAUGUGAAUGAUAAUACCCCAGAGAUGGCCAUAACCUCCCUUUUCCUGCCUGUGAAAGAGGACGCUCCAGUCAGCACGGUCAUUGCGCUGAUCACCGUGUCUGACCGUGACUCAGGUGCUAACGGGCAGGUGACCUGCUCACUAAUGCCCCACGUCCCCUUCAAGCUGGUGUCCACCUUCAAGAAUUAUGCGCGCAUCCCGUUCCGCGUGGGGCUCUACACAGGCGAGAUCAGCACAACACGCUCUCUGGAUGAGACCGAAGCACCGCGCCACCGCCUUCUGGUGCUGGUGAAGGACCAUGGAGAGCCCGCGCUGACAGCCACAGCCACAGUGCUGGUGUCGCUGGUGGAAAGUGGCCAGGCGCCGAAGGCCUCAUCGCGGGCGUCGGCAGGCGCUGUGGGUCCCGAGGCUGCCCUGGUGGAUGUCAACGUGUACCUGAUAAUCGCCAUCUGUGCGGUGUCCAGCCUGUUGGUGCUCACGCUGCUGCUGUACACCGCGCUGCGGUGCUCGGCGCCGCCCACCGAGGUCGUGUGCACGCGGGGCAAUCCCACUCUGUCCACGCUGGUGUGCUCCAGCGCGGUGGGGAGCUGGUCAUACUCGCAGCAGAGGCGGCAGAGGGUGUGCUCUGGGGAGGGCCCACCCAAGAUGGAUCUCAUGGCCUUCAGCCCCAGCCUUUCACCUUGUCCUGUUAUGGGUAGGGCGGAGAAUCAGGCUUUAAAUGAAGAUCAUGAUGCCAAAACUUGUGAUUCCAGGAGACAAUAG